GGGGAUUGGCACCGGCCAGUAGUUAAAGGAGGCGGCCGGCAGCCGUGCUCCUCUAGAGCAGAGCAUGGGCGAUCCUCUUUAGUGGUCGGCUCGCCAGUCCUUGUGAUUUCCCCGCCUGCCUCCCACCGUUGCACCUUUUUUCCACCGCGACGGCCAAGGUCAUCAUCUUGCAGAACUUCAGGAACAACUGCAACCAUGGCCACUUCUGCGAGUUCCCACUUGAGCAAAACUAUAAAACAAAUGUACAUGAAACUGCCUCAAGGUGACAAGGUGCAAGCUAUGUACAUAUGGAUUGAUGGAACUGGUGAAUUCUUGCGCUGUAAAACCCGGACAUUGGAACGUGAACCUAAGAACGUUGAAGACCUACCAGAGUGGAAUUUUGAUGGCUCAAGCACUUUCCAGUCUGAAGGCUCAAACAGUGACAUGUAUCUUGUGCCUUCAGCCAUGUUUCGAGAUCCUUUCCGCAAAGACCCAAACAAACUGGUUUUAUGUGAAGUUUUAAAGUACAACCGCAAGCCUGCAGAAACAAAUCUACGAUUUACUUGUAAACGGAUUAUGGACAUGGUGUCUAACCAGAACCCUUGGUUUGGAAUGGAGCAAGAAUAUACCCUUCUAGGAACAGAUGGACAUCCCUUUGGUUGGCCUUCCAAUGGCUUUCCUGGACCACAAGGGCCAUACUACUGUGGAGUUGGAGCAGACAAAGCUUAUGGUCGAGACGUUGUAGAAGCCCAUUAUCGGGCCUGCCUAUACGCAGGUGUGAACAUUGGAGGCACAAAUGCAGAAGUUAUGCCAGCACAGUGGGAGUUUCAGGUGGGCCCUUGCGAAGGUGUUGACAUGGGUGAUCACCUCUGGAUUGCUCGAUUCAUCCUUCAUCGAGUAUGUGAAGACUUCGGUGUCAUUGUAUCUUUUGACCCCAAGCCUAUUCCUGGCAACUGGAAUGGAGCUGGAUGCCACACUAACUUCAGCACUAAGAACAUGCGAGAGGAAGGAGGCCUCAAGCAGAUCGAAGAUGCCAUUGAGAAACUGGGUAAGCGCCACCAGUACCACAUCCGCGCCUACGAUCCCAAAGGAGGGCUGGAUAACGCCAGGCGCUUGACCGGUUUCCAUGAAACAUCAAACAUCCAUGAGUUCUCUGCUGGAGUCGCCAACCGCGGGGCCAGCAUUCGUAUCCCAAGAAACGUGGGCCAGGUUAAAAAGGGCUACUUUGAGGAUCGACGGCCCUCCGCUAACUGCGACCCGUAUGCUGUGACCGAAGCACUAGUCCGCACCUGUCUGCUCAAUGAAACUGGCGACGAACCUUUUGAGUACAAGAACUAAGUGGGCAUGUCCCAUUGUGCUCCCGCUCUCCUCUGCAUUUUCUAGAUAUUAAUUGUGAGGGCAUGAAAUUCCAUGUUUGUGCUCCCUCUCCUAAAACUGACCCUUUUAUUUCUUUGUAUGGGAGAGGGAAGUGUAGUCUCUUUCACUGUUCGUUCUGUCAUUUGAGGGGCACAGGAGAAGACAGGUGGGGUUUUACCACUAUUUCAUGUAAUCCAUCUGUAUGUCUUUGACAGAGUUUCAGUAGCUUCCAGGAAUAGAUGCCAAAAUUUGAGACCUGGGUUGUGGAGUGGAGAUAGAAAAAGUAAUUAUCUUUGGGGUCUAAUUGUUCUCCCUCCCUGGAUUUGCGCUUCAUGGGCUGUGCUGAAAUGAGCAAAAGUGCAAUUGUGUGUCAUUCACUUUAGUGAAAUGUAUUUGGCAUCUUACCACCACUCAAAGUGCUGGUACUCAAUACAGAUCCACAAGGAAGUUCUCUCAAGGACAGGAAGACCUAUACUAACCUUUUCCUUUUCCUUUGGACUCCUAAAGUAUUCCUACAUACAGACCUUUUCCUGCCAGAAUUAGAAAUAUUUUCAUGUUCUUAGGUCUUAGGCCAUUGUUCCCUUCUUGGGAUUAGAAAUUGUAGGUUUUAUUUAAGAAGUUGCAGAACGCUUCAGUCUGUUCUUGGAAGCUAAUUGAUUUUCUGUUUCUAACACAAAGUGAAAUAGUCUUUUUAUAUAUAUUUAAAUGUCUAAAAACACCUAUGAAAA
Messenger RNA from Ahaetulla prasina, 2063 nucleotides. RefSeq names its product glutamate-ammonia ligase (gene GLUL). Gene Ontology annotation, molecular function: glutamine synthetase activity. Bases 196 to 1317 code for a protein of 373 amino acids. The record is from RefSeq and is a predicted model, not a curated record. Gene Ontology annotation, cellular component: cytoplasm. Lineage: Eukaryota; Metazoa; Chordata; Lepidosauria; Squamata; Colubridae. The transcript is spliced from 7 exons.